AUAUUGAAACUAUAUUAUCAUCCACUAUUAUGAUUCAAAUACUUCAGACAAGAUGUAUUUCAUGACUAUAAAAUUUAUCUUGCUUUUCACUUUCGCAUUGAGAACAGGUUUUUCUUUGGAAUGUUAUUCAUGUGGUUCUCAAUUGGGACUGAUGGAAUCGACCAGCAAUUGCGAAUAUUUUUCCUACUCUAGCGAUGAGAAGUAUAAAAUAAUGCAGUGCCUGGAUACUGAUUCUGUUUGUGCCAAAUACAUAGUGGAAGAUAAUGGUUCCAGAUGGAUUCAUAGAUCAUGCCAACGUUACGACAUCUGUUCCCAGUGGAAUUUGAAGUACAAUACUGGAAGGAAUAUGUUAUUGGAGUGCGAAACUUGUGAUGAUAGAAAUUUGUGCAACUCUAGUACUUUUCGGUUGGCUUCUUCAUUUUGCGUGAUUUCCUCAAUUUUUGCUGUAUCAUUUAUGAAAUGAAUUUUAUAUAUCUGCUUCGGUAGAUAAAAAAAUUUAAAGCAAUUUCAGUAUUAGAUGUUUAUUCCAAUUAAAAAUAGAAGAAAAUUCAUUUCA
This is a messenger RNA of Leptinotarsa decemlineata (Colorado potato beetle), 556 nucleotides long. RefSeq lists its product as uncharacterized. Lineage: Eukaryota; Metazoa; Arthropoda; Insecta; Coleoptera; Chrysomelidae. The record is from RefSeq and is a predicted model, not a curated record.